Messenger RNA from Bradysia coprophila, 900 nucleotides. RefSeq names its product Cuticular protein 67B (gene Cpr67B). Lineage: Eukaryota; Metazoa; Arthropoda; Insecta; Diptera; Sciaridae. Gene Ontology annotation, cellular component: chitin-based extracellular matrix. Gene Ontology annotation, molecular function: structural constituent of chitin-based larval cuticle. The record is from RefSeq and is a predicted model, not a curated record.
UGGCUCGUCUUUAGUUAUGUGAAUAGAAGUUAAACAGAUCGGUUAUCGGAGCUUCUUAUAGUUGAAAAAAGGCACCUUUAAAAUAUUUACCAUUCAUCUGUCGAAACAAAAGUCUUUCAUCGAUUCUCAUUAGAAGACGAAAGUGAUAUUGUUGUUAGAAAAUGAAAGUGAUAAUUGCUGUUUUGUUGGUGGUUUUACCACAAAUUCUCUGUGAAAAUAUUAUCAAAUUGGACCUCUCACCGGAAGAAGCGCAAAAGUAUAUUGAUGGUGCCAACUCGGUGCUGAAAUUUGCACCGAAACUCAAUGCUGGUCCCAUUCCGGAUGGCGAAGAAACCUAUUAUCGCGGUCGAAUUAUUGACAAUCCAUCAAAUUUCAUUAAAGAAACAUAUCUGGCCAACCAGUUCCACGGUCAGAAUGGCUUGGGACAAGCUAAAUUUGGUUACUCGGACUGGAAUCAAGCUCGACAAGAACACAUCGACGUGAAUGGAAAAACCGAAGGAUCCUAUAACUAUGUUUUACCUAAUGGACAUAAUUACGAAGUAAAAUACUGGGCUGAUAGUGAAGGAUUCCAUCAAACCGAUAAUCGACCGGAACCAGUCCUAGUUCCCGUAACUGAUACACCGGCUGUAAAGGCAGCGAAAGAAGCUCAUGCUAAAGCUUGGGAAGAAGCAGCCGCUGCAGCCAGGGCAUCAGGCUAUGAUGCAGAAGCAUCCGAAGACCAAUAUAAUUAUAAGAAUUACGAGAAUGAUGGCCCAACAGGACCGCCACGUGGAUUCUUCUACAAUAUUGAUUAUCCAGUGCAUUUAAUUGUUGAUAAAUCCGAAAGCAAUUCGCCUUAAUUAUGUACUUAAAGGAAAAAUGAUGAAUAAUCGUUUAAUAAAAAUAAUCUAACUCGGUUUA